AGUAUUUAGAUGAUUACAUAUGUCAUGAGCUUUUGCGCAAUUGGUAUUCAAUGACUGGUGAGACUAUAUCUUCAUAAGCACUUUUUUUUGGCUGAGUUUCACAUUUUCGUAUUGUGUCCUGUUUAUAUGCUAUAGAAGAAACUGUAUCUUGCUGUUGUUUGCAACAAUUAUUUAAACCUGUUUUGAUGCCCAGUUUGUUUCGGUUGCAGCUGCAAAUUCAAGGGCAUUAUAAGCUCACACGAUUCACAUUGUGGUGUCAUCCUGGGGACCAAGUGUUAUCUUACCAACUGCAACACAUGGGUGACAACUGACAAGAUCAUAAGGGAAUGAUCAUCGGAAUGAUAUUAUCUCCAAUAGGGUGGUUAGGAAAUGGUCUGCCAUGAUUGCUAGUUUGCUACUGCAAUGGUGGGGGAACUUAGUUUCUGAAGGCAUGGUGAGAAAAUGCCUGGGACAUUUGGCAGGCCAUUCUGGAGGAUGCUAGUGGGCUAGUGGCCAUUCAUGGCUUUUUGGCGAAUCUCACAAUAUCUAGCUUUUUUUGGUGACAAAUGCAAAUUAGGGGUACUGUGAGCUCACACCAUAUGCUUUGCAGUAUCAUCCUUUGAACUUACUGUAAUCUCUUAACAAUCGCUACACAUGGGUGAAAAGAUGGUGCCGGAAUGAUCUGUAAUCUCAUUGCAUUGUGAUGAAGCUUGGUUUCUGUAGGCGUCAAGGGAACAUGCAUGCAGCAUCGGAGGCAUUGGCAGAUCCUUUUGGAGGAUGGUAGAGGCAUUAUGCUCAAGGCACUGGCACGCCUGCCCAUGUAAACAACUUGCCAGUCAGCUAAAUUCCACUAAAUGUCCUUGCCUAACUGUAAGUCACCAUCCUGACUUUUCACCCUUUUUGAAUAGAAACUCUUCUUUCCUACCUUAUCUUAUUUGGAUAGUGUUUGAUUAAUGAUUACUUUCAUAAUCGCAAGGCAUAUUAUUCAACGAUAACACUUGGAGGUAUGGAACUAGUUCAUACUGCACAGGCUGUUAUUAGACUUAAGAAGCAAGAAACUGAGUAUGACAAGCAGAAUGAAGUCAGCAAUGUCGUCAUUUCAAGUUUUCAACACACAACAUGGUCUAUCAUUCCUAGACAGUUGGUUGUGCAGUUAAUGGGUGGUUGCUAUCUUGUUCACGUCACUUCCUUCACCAGCUGUGCUACCUUUUUUUCAGAUCUAAAAGAUCUGCGUAAGGAGCAUCCAGAGCACAGAUGAACGGAGGUUGGACAGUGGUCUGUUCCACCGGGGACCUGACCGGAUGGCUGGGCUGUUCACCAAGCAGGCUGCUGUAUAUGCUGCAGCGCGGCCAGCCUACCCGAAGGAUCUUUUCACAAAGCUUGCAUCCCUCACUGCUCACCAUCGCCUUGCCUGGGAUGUCGGCACUGGGAAUGGCCAGGCAGCCAUCGGUGUCGCUGAGCACUACGACAGCGUGCUGGCCACGGAUGUGAGCGCGGAACAGCUACUACGUGCUGUAGCACACCCAAAGGUCCAGUACCUCCACACCCCCGAUGCCAUGCCUGGGGAGGACCUCGUCACGACGCUCGGCGGCGAGGGCAGUGUUGACCUCAUCACGGUGGCUGAGGCCGUGCACUGGUUCGACCUCCCGGCGUUCUACGGUGUCGCCCGCCGCGUCCUGCGGAGGCCCGGUGGGGUCAUUGCGGUCUGGGGCUACAACUACCGCAUCAGCCCCGUGGAGGACAUGAUGGCGCGCUUCUUCAACACCACCCUGCCUUACUGGGACCCCCGAGCUCGGUAUUGCACUGAAGGAUACCGGGACCUGCCGUUCCCCUUCGACGACAUCGGCCUCGGUAGGGAAGGCGAGCCGGCGAGCCUUGACAUGGAGCACGAGAUGUCGUUCGAGGGCCUGGUAGGCAUGCUGCGUUCGUGGUCGGCGGUGGCGACGGCGAAGCAGCAGGGCGUGGACCUGUUGGGGGAGCGCGUGGUGAAGGAGCUGGAGGAGGAGUGGGGAGGGGCGUCGCUGGUGCGGAAGGUGACCUUCAAGGCCUUCCUGCUGGCAGGCACCCCCAGGGCCGAUGAUUGAUGAGUGAUGUGGCUCUUCCUGGGGUUGGAUUGGGGGGGUUAAAAACUGUAUUUGUGUGUCAUGAAUAACGAAGCAUCUGUUCUACUUCUGUUCUCCGUCUUUAAUGACGAUUUCGGUGGUAUAAAUAAAUUCCAAAUGCUCAAAUGAAAA
Panicum virgatum (switchgrass) is the source of this 2213-nucleotide messenger RNA. RefSeq names its product putative methyltransferase DDB_G0268948. The transcript has 3 exons. Bases 1281 to 2063 code for a protein of 260 amino acids. Lineage: Eukaryota; Viridiplantae; Streptophyta; Magnoliopsida; Poales; Poaceae. Gene Ontology annotation, molecular function: S-adenosylmethionine-dependent methyltransferase activity. The record is from RefSeq and is a predicted model, not a curated record.